Molecule: messenger RNA, 989 nt
Organism: Naegleria gruberi
Lineage: Eukaryota; Heterolobosea; Eutetramitea; Acrasida; Naegleriidae
Exons: 1
Coding region: 1-963 (320 amino acids)
Biological process (GO): translation
Cellular component (GO): mitochondrial large ribosomal subunit
Molecular function (GO): structural constituent of ribosome
Source: RefSeq, a predicted model, not a curated record
AUGAAACGAGUCAUUCAAAAUUACCUCGCUGUGGCACCAUCCACUUUAAAGAAGGUGCAAACUUCAGGUGUUGCAUCAUCUCUUCUUCAAAGAAUGUCUUUCUGUACAACUUCUCGCAUCAUGAAUAAUGACAAUAACACAACAAUAACACCUCAACAACAAUAUGAACGUUUUAGACAAACAAUCAAACCUCUCAAAAAGAAGGAAGCCUACAAACAAUUUAUCGAAGUUGAAAAUACAAAAGUUGAAGAUAUAUCCUUGACGAACUUGAAACUUCCAAUGCCACUCAAAAAGAAGAGAAGAGUUGGUAGAGGUACUGGUUCUGGAAGAGGAAAGACUUGCGGUAGAGGUAGAGGUGGUCUUUACUCUCGUAAUGGUAUUAAUCUUCCUGUUGGUUUUGAAGGUGGUCAAACUCCAUUGUGGCGUCGUGUUCCAAAAUAUGGUUUCCGUAAUGGUAAAUUCAAACUCAACUAUCAAGAAGUUAACUUGGAACAAAUACAAUUCCUCAUCGAUUCUGGACGUAUUGACAUUAGUCAAGGUGCCACAAUAACUAUGAGAACAUUGAAGGAAGCAGGAUUGAUUAAAAAUCCAAAGUAUCCUGGAAUUAAAUUACUCGCUAAAGGAAAGGAAUUUUUACGUUCAAAGAUUGAUAUUGAAGUACCAAGAGCAUCUAAGGAAGCUAUCAAGGCCAUUGAAAGUGUAGGCGGUUCUGUUCGUUCGAUUUACUACAAUAAGAAGAGUAUUCAAGUAAUGUUGAACUUUGAAAAGUUUAUCCAACAAAAAGGCCAUUUAUUAUCGGAUGAAGAAAAGAGUAAUCCACAAUUGAUUUAUAAGAAAUAUAUGGGUUUACCACCUCCAAAACUUUUGAGUUUCUAUAUGGAAGAAGCUAAUAGGGGAUAUCUUGCACCUUUUGCCAAGGCUUCUUCGUUUGAAUUUUAUAAUGACGAACAAAAACAACAAUAAAUGUUAAAUAGAAUAAAUUGUUGGAU